AUGGGAUCCGGACAGUCGCAUUUUUUGAAUACUCCAGAACGCUAUGCGACAUCGUCGCCGAGCAACGACAGCUCCAACCAGUGGAGGAGCUAUGACUACGUAAUCGUCGGUGGAGGCGAAUCGAUCCAUCGGACAGCGGGUUGCGUCCUAGCGUCGAGACUCUCGGAAGACCCUGCCACCACAGUCCUCCUCGUAGAAGCAGGCAAAGGGCGAGCUUAUACGCUAUACACUCAUACGCGUCAUUGGAACAGUCCUCAGGAGCACAUGUACGGGCGAGAGAUCUAUUGUCCGCGAGGAAAGAUUCUGGGCGGAUCAAGUGCUAUAAACGCUCUCAUCUACCAGCACUGCGCACAGGAAGAUUUCGACGAGUGGGUUGGGCUUGGCGCCACGGGAUGGAGCUACGGGGAUCUCAAACCAUACUUCUCCAAGGCAGAAAACUAUAGUCCGAACACACUUUUCUCUGACGUGAGAUCGGAAGAUCGCGGCCGCACCGGCCCCUGGAAGAUUCGUCACGGUGUAUCGUCCGAUGUGAACAAGAUCGUCAUUCAGACCGUCCAGAACCUUGGAGUGCCAUAUAAUCCCGAUAUCUGCACCGGGAAGUCCAUCAUCGGCGUAACAGACUUUCCAGGAUUUAUAGAUGAGAAAGGCCGCAGGAGUUCAACGGCCACUGCCUAUCUUACGGAGGAUGUUCUCUCUCGGCCUAAUCUCUCCGUCGCGACUGAAAUCGUUGUUGAGAAGAUUGUGUUCAGCUCUACUGGCGGGGAGACUCGUGCCGUUGGUCUUCAUAUUCGCAAGGACAAAAACUCUCCACGGUUUGCCGUCCGAGCUUCUCGAGAGGUUAUCGUUUGCGCUGGAGCUAUUGGAACGCCUCAUUUGUUGCUCAUAUCUGGCGUCGGACCUCAGGACGAGUUGGCUCGCCAUGGCAUCCCUGUUGUCAAGGAGUUGGAACACGUCGGGAGGAAUCUCUCUGAUCACAUCUCUUGCGGCCCCCUUAGCUUUCGUGCGAAGAAGGGCUAUACCUGGGAUCAUCUGACUCGUCCUUUCCCUGGUGCUAUGGCCUUGUUCAAAUGGAUGCUGCUUGGUAAAGGCCCCAUGGCGUCAUUGGCCAGCGCCGGUGCCGCGUUCAUUCGCUCAGACGAUUCGAAUCUUCCAUAUGGGUCCAAGGGCGCGGAGGGUGGUCUUGUUGAAGACCUUACUUCUGGCCCAAACGCUCCGGACAUCGAAAUCGUGUGGGCGCCGUCCCUUUUUCUGAAUUACGGUUUCACUCCCGUUCCUGCGGGCAUGACGGGCAUUACUAUGGGUGCUGUCGCUCUGAAGCCCAAGAGCACCGGGAGGAUCACCUUGAAGACCAACAGCGUCUGGGACAAGCCCCUCAUCGAUCCGAACUACUACGCGUGCGAGACCGACCUGAACCUGGUUGUCCGUGCAACCCGACUAUGCCUGAGAAUCGCUCGAUCGGAACCACUCAAAUCUAUCCUCGAUCUAAAACCGCACUCGACCAACAAGUCGGACUUCAUGUGGCCGGGUGACGCCGACCCGGACAAGGUCACUGACACGGAGUUGAAGGAGUGGGCACGGAAGAAUAGCGCGCCUCCAUUCCACCCGGUCUCGAGCGCAAGGAUGGGAAAAUCUGCUGCCGACAGCGUGGUUGGGCCUGAUCUGCGAGUCCACGGGAUCCAGGGGUUGAGAAUCAUGGAUGCCUCCAUCUUCCCUUCGCAGGUAUCUGGUCAUCCAUGCGCGGUCAUCGUCGCGAUGGCGGAGCGGGCAGCCGAGUUGAUCAACAUGGCACCUCGAUAG
Molecule: messenger RNA, 1797 nt
Organism: Punctularia strigosozonata HHB-11173 SS5
Lineage: Eukaryota; Fungi; Basidiomycota; Agaricomycetes; Corticiales; Punctulariaceae
Product: GMC oxidoreductase
Exons: 16
Coding region: 1-1797 (598 amino acids)
Molecular function (GO): flavin adenine dinucleotide binding; oxidoreductase activity, acting on CH-OH group of donors
Source: RefSeq, a predicted model, not a curated record